AGGGAGAAGCGACCGCGACGCCAUUCAACGGAUAGCGCGAAGCAAAAGGGGCGGCAGCAGCGGGGGCCAAGGGAAAUGGCGGGCAGCUCGUCUUUGCAGCCGAGAAUCCUCUCGUCCUUCGUGGGCGACGGCCUCAUUCGCUCCUGCCGGCCUCUCUACGGCCUCUUCCGUUAUGACCCAGGCCGCAAGCAUGUAUCAAUGCAAUUAUCGAGAACAUUUUCAAGCAUCACAAAUUUGUUAUUCAACAGGAGGACCCUAGAUGAAUUGUCAAACAGUAAGCGCAAACGCCUUCAGCCUGGUAAAUUAUCUCCCCGUCGUCCAGUUCCCGAUCACAUUAUGAAACCUCCAUAUGUAAAUUCCCAACAAGCACCAGGAAUUGCAAGUGGACCUGAAGUGCAUAACAAGGAAGGCAUAGAGUGCAUGAGGGCUUCUGGAAAGCUUGCAGCGCAGGUCCUCGAAUUUGCCGGGACUUUAGUGAAGCCAGGCGUUAGGACAGAUGAAAUUGAUGAAGCAGUUCACCAAAUGAUCAUUGACAGUGGGGCCUAUCCAUCACCCCUUGGUUAUGGCGGUUUUCCAAAAAGUGUUUGCACCUCAGUGAAUGAAUGCAUAUGCCAUGGAAUACCUGAUUCCCGUCCACUUGAGGAUGGUGAUAUAAUAAAUAUUGAUGUUACAGUAUACCUGAACGGAUAUCAUGGUGAUACAUCUGCAACUUUCUUUUGUGGAGAAGUCGAGGAAGAAGCCAAAAACCUAGUUCAGGUUACGAAGAAGUGCUUGGACAAGGCAAUAUCCAUAUGUGCACCUGGGGUGGAGUUCAAGAAAAUCGGCAGAACUAUUCAUGAUCAUGCAGAUAAACAUCGAUAUGGUGUUGUUCGGCAGUUCGUUGGGCACGGUGUUGGACGAGUUUUUCAUGCCGAUCCAGUCAUUUUGCACUUCAGGAACAAUGAAGAUGGUCGUAUGAGAUUAAAUCAGACCUUCACUAUUGAACCAAUGCUGACAAUAGGCAGCAUCAACCCCAUAAUGUGGGACGACAACUGGACGGUUGUGACUGAAGACGGAAGCCUCUCUGCGCAGUUUGAACACACAAUCUUGAUAACCGAGGACGGAGCCGAAAUACUGACAAAGUGUUAAGAACGAGGAUCACAUUUCCAAGAUAUGAUCGAGGCUUCUGUUGUUGUUCGGUGUUACAAUAAUUAGUUGGUUCGCUCUCAAAAAGAGAGCGUGACCUCAUCAUUUUUUGCUCUUUACCCAUAUUACUUGAAAUAUACGUGUGUAAUAUAACUUUGCUCGAUGUACUGUCAGCAUGUACAUUUUCUUACUGAAAUUUUCGUUUAACAUUCAUUUC
Punica granatum (pomegranate) is the source of this 1342-nucleotide messenger RNA. NCBI's taxonomy places the organism in Eukaryota, Viridiplantae, Streptophyta, Magnoliopsida, Myrtales, Lythraceae. The record is from RefSeq and is a predicted model, not a curated record.